This is a messenger RNA of Ooceraea biroi (clonal raider ant), 7354 nucleotides long. RefSeq names its product Endoribonuclease Dcr-1 (gene Dcr-1). Gene Ontology annotation, biological process: pre-miRNA processing; apoptotic DNA fragmentation; siRNA processing. Lineage: Eukaryota; Metazoa; Arthropoda; Insecta; Hymenoptera; Formicidae. Gene Ontology annotation, cellular component: cytoplasm; RISC-loading complex; nucleus. Gene Ontology annotation, molecular function: RNA binding; ribonuclease III activity; deoxyribonuclease I activity. The record is from RefSeq and is a predicted model, not a curated record.
UAUUAACUAAAAUCAGUAAUCAUUUUAUUACGGUAAAUCAAAACCUCCCGUAUCCCCAGUAAACCCGAUGAAUGCAGGAUGACUAAAAAAUAAAUAGGAGCUAAUGUAAAUUGUUACAUUCAUAUUGUAGAGGCGUAAAUAAACCACUUCUUUUUAUUUAUAAUAUUUUUAAAUUAAUUCAUUUAACCUAGAUGUAACAGUUGUGGUGUUUUACCCCUCAUCUUGCUAACAAUAAAGAUGUUUUGUUGUUGCGUGAAAAGUUAGGUUAGGAUUCAAUUGCAGAGUGUGUGCAAGGACUCGAGAUCGCAUCGUGUUUUAUUUAAACCAGUCGUGAUUUGUAAUACCAAAAACAAACAUAGAAUGGCGCAAAAUAGAUUAGAAAGAAUCAGGCCAAUAAAUAUUAAUACUAUUUGUAUUUUAAUAUAAAAUGAGUAUGUGCUUAGCCUCUAGAGCUAAGAACAGAUAAAAUAAUAAAAACAAUAAAAAGAUAGCAGGAAGAGAAAAGCAGAAACGUGAUAUAUAAAAAACAAGAAGAAGAAGGAGAGAAGCAGUAGAUUCCAUGGCAUUUCCACUAAACGAUCAGGUCUAUACAAAGUCCUUUACUCCCAGGGAGUAUCAAGUGGAGCUUCUUUAUGCAGCAAAGGAAAGAAACAUAAUUGUAUGUCUGGGAAAAAAUUCUGAGCAAACUUUUCUCGCUAUAAAAUUGAUUCAAGAAUUUGCUACUAACAAUAGGAGAUUAAUAACCGAGGGUGGAAAGCGGGCAAUGUACAUAUUGAAUGAUGAAGAUAAAUGCGUAAUAAUAGGAACUUACAUAAAGCAAUUAACUGAUCUGAAAGUAUUAGCAUGUGAUUCUGAUAUACUUAAGGAAUUUGUUGACAGCGUCGAAAGUUCUCACGUAUUAGUAGGAACACCAAAAGUUUAUGCACAACUAAUGACAGAAAGCAAGCUUUUACCGUGUCACAUAAAUCUAGUCAUAGUGGACGAGUGCCAUAAGUCUAUCGAAGACAGCAAUCUAAAGUUUAUCCUUCGAACUUUCUUAUUGUGUGACAAUGUUCCUAGAAUAAUUGGCUUGGCAGUACCAGUGUUUAAUUUGACGCAAGAACCUGGGAGAUUAGGCCUAGAAAUAGAAAAAGUAGAAGCUGCCUUUCAGUGCGGAGUAGAAACUGCUAAUGACAUCCUUUCAAUAAUACGAUAUAGCCCAAAACCAAGAGAAUAUGUUGUGGAAUAUGCGAAAGGAGAAAAGGGAAAUUUAUACGAUACGCUCGAAAGUUGCGUACUGCAUGCUAUUGAAUUUUUACGUGACCAUCGAUAUGAUCCAAUGGAGAUUUACACUGAGGAAUUUUAUGAGGACAUUCAGAAAAUUCCUGAUCCUAUACAAAAGCCAUUUGAGAUGCUGCAAGAUUUCUUGCACAUAUUAGAAACUCUUGGUCCAUGGUGCGCAGAUCGUGCUGCUCUAGCAUUAUUAAUUUUAACGGAAAAAUUGAAAAUCAAAACUCCUUAUGAAAGACAUUAUUUAUUAUUAAAUAUGAUGACAACUGUUUUUAUAAAAAUUCGUGCUCUUUGUGAUAAUGAAUUUCAACAUUUAUCUGAAAAGGAGAAGAUAUAUCAAUAUAGUACGCCAAAAGUUCACCGAUUAUUACAAAUCUUAAAAACUUAUACUCCUUUUUAUACUAAAGAGAUUAACACUCCGGAAAAAAAGAUAAAUGCUGAUGUUGAUGUUAAAAAUUGUGUUACGAAAAGUGACAGAGACGCUUCUUUGUCGAGGAUUGAGGAAAAACCAGCGGCACACUCUAAAAAGUUUAGAACUAAUUGGAAAUUUAAUGAUGAUAAUUAUAAAAGGACAUCUAAAUCGCAACGUCAUCCAUGCAACACUAUGGAUCCUGAUCUACUCUGUGGAGUAAUUUUUGUGGAUAAAGGAUUUACAGCUAAAGUUGUAUUUUAUUUAUUAAAUGAAAUAAGUAAGCACGAUGAAGAUUUGCAUUUUCUAUCACCUCUUUAUACGAUCGAAAGAAAUACCGAUGACAUUGGUUAUGCAAGAGAUUUAGAAAUGGAAUAUAGAAAGCAGGAAGAGGUCUUAAAGCGAUUUAGAAUUCAUGAAUGUAAUUUAUUGAUUUCCACUUCGAUUUUAGAAGAAGGUAUUGACAUUCCAAAAUGUAAUUUUGUAAUGAGAUAUGACUUUCCUAGGAAUUAUCAGUCAUAUGUACAAUGCAAGAGCAGAGCAAGAGCUAUAGAUGCAUUGCAUGUAUUAUUGGUACCGCAAGAAACGUCUAAGGAAUUGAUAUGGCAAUUAGCUCAAUAUCAGUAUAUAGAAAAGACUUUAUUAUUAAAAUGUUCUAAUAAAGAGUUAACUGAAGAAGAAGAGAACGAAGCAGAUAUGUACACUGCGAUGAUACCACAUUACAAGCCACUUGAUGGUGCUGAUGCUCCUAAAGUAACUUUUAAUUCUGCUAUCUCGUUGGUUAAUAGGUAUUGCGCAAAAUUACCAAGUGAUACUUUCACGAGAUUAACACCAGAGUGGUCUAUCAAUACGGUAAAGAUUAACGAUACAGGAAUGUAUACUUGUUCGUUACGACUUCCCAUAAAUUCACCAUUAAAGUAUGUAGUUACGUCAUACCCAAUGCCAAAUAGAGCGAUGGCUAGGCGUAUGGCUGCUUUGCAAAUGUGCAUUGACCUACAUCAAGAAAACGAAAUAGAUGAUAACUUGUUACCCAUUGGGAAGGAAAAUUUUAAAGCUAAACCCGAAGAUGCUGAAGUACCUGCUCUGCCAGACGAAAGUAGAGUUGAUUUUUCAGAAGCCAGACCCGGAACGACAAAGCGCCGACAAUAUUAUUAUAAAAAGACAGCUGAAGCAUUGAUGGACUGUAGACCGAUAGUUGGCACGCCAUCUUAUUUGUAUCACAUUAAUAUGGUACUAAGUUGCCCUUUGCCUGAGGAACAAAAUACACGAGGCAGACGUAUUUAUCCACCUGAAGAGUCAGCUAUCGGAUUUGGUAUACUUACAUUAAAAGAAAUACCCAAGUUGUGUCCGUUUCCUAUUUAUACUAGGUCGGGCGAAGUUCAUGUGCAAUUAAAGCUUAGUAAAGAAAGUGUAAUUUUGAACGAGGUUCAGCUAGAAAAGAUUGACACUUUUCUCAAUUAUACUUUUACAAACGUUUUAAGAUUGCAAAAGUAUUUAAUGCUGUUCGAUCCAAAUGCUUCAGAAAAUUCAUAUAUAAUUGUACCAGUAAAGAUAUCAGAUAAAGGCUCGGACGUUAGCGUAGACUGGGAUUUUUUGGAGUGCAUUUAUCAGAAUCGGAAUGCAGUACCAACCAAGGUCCCAGAAGAAGAAAGGAAAACUUUUAAAUUUGAUUCGUCCAAGUAUCACGAUGCUGUGAUUAUGCCGUGGUACAGAAGUCAAGAUCAACCACAGUAUUUCUAUGUAGCGGAAAUUUGUACGAACUUGAAUCCAAAGUCUUCUUUUCCCGGACACGAUUAUAGCACUUUCGAAGAAUAUUACUUGAAGAAGUACGGUAUACAGAUACAGAAUCUAGAGCAAUCGUUGUUAGAUGUAGAUCAUACAUCGGCUAGAUUAAAUUUUCUAACGCCUAGAUACGUAAAUCGCAAGGGUGUCGCGUUGCCAACGAGCAGUGAGGAAACGAAGCGUGCGAAAAGAGAAAACUUGGAACAGAAGCAGAUUCUCGUUGCCGAGUUAUGUGCUAUUCAUCCUUUUCCAGCGUCCUUGUGGAGACAGGCGGUCUGCCUGCCCUGUAUACUGUACAGAAUUAAUGCUUUGUUGCUCGCUAAUCAAAUACGAUGUCAAGUCGCACAAAUGAUAAACUUGGGUCAAGAAAAUUUGAAUUCAGAUUUUGAAUGGCCGGCAUUAGAUUUCGGGUGGAGUUUGGCGGAAGUAUUAAAGAGAUCAAAGGAAACGGAAAAGGCAAAGCAGACUAAAAGUGAAAAUGUGCAAUGCAACGCGUCUUCGAACAAUGUGAUCUCUAAUAAAUGCCAAAAUAUAUUAGAUCAGGAGAAUAAUAAAGAAAAGGCGUCGUUCAAUGAAACUGACAAGCCAAUUGAAUUGGAAUCUGACGGUACUGAUAAAACUGAUGAGGCUAACGAAGAGAUCGAUCAGAAAAGUAAUGAAUUAGAGAUCGGCACCUGGUCAAAUGACAUGGCAUGGUCAAAUGAUAUAGCGAUUGAUUCCAUAAACUAUGAUGCAGAAAAUCUGAAAUCGUUCCCCUUGAAUGUAACGGUCUUGCCGCAAGACUUCGGUUGGAACGAUAUCCGGUACGGUUCACCAACAUGCGAAUCCGAUUUCGACGGUUACGAAUCGGAUGACAUAUACAGCGAUGGCUUUGCGGAUACGUCCGACGAGAGUGAGGACGAAAGUAGAGGUUUAAAGAUUUCCUACAUGGGGGAAAAUGUUGCCGAGGCAGUGGAAGAUGAAAAACAGAUAUGCAAACAAGAGAUCAACAAGAAGAUCUUGGAUCUUUUGGAAACGGAGAAGAACUAUGACAAUAAUUUCUGGAUGUACGCGGAAAAGGAUGAGGAGGUGUUACUCAUGAAGCAUAAAGAAGCGCAUUAUGAGUUUACUAAGAAGAAGGAGCGUGACAUAAUGAACGAUGGCACUUUCAUAUCUUGUGAUUCUGAAAUCAUGAUGAAAAGGAGGAACUCUCUGAGUUGUCAGAUCGACAAAGAACAGCCGAACUGUAAGCACGAGGAAUACACCAAAACCAUUGUAAAGAAAUUUAUUGACGAAGUAUUAAAUAAGGAGCCUAGUAAAUCUACUCAAUCGGUAAAAAAAGAAAUUAGUAUGCAAAACAAAAUCAGUUACUUAGAUAACGAAUUCUUUAGUUUCGAUUAUCAACCAGAAUUAAAAGGCCAUCCAGGGCCAAGUCCUAGUUUAAUCUUGCAAGCUUUAACGAUGUCUAAUGCGAAUGACGGCAUUAAUCUGGAGCGAUUGGAAACGAUCGGCGACUCGUUCCUUAAGUACGCUAUAACGACAUAUUUGUAUUGCACAUACGAUAACAUCCAUGAAGGAAAACUUAGUCAUUUAAGGUCUAAGCAGGUUAGUAAUUUAAAUCUAUACAGACUUGGAAGACAGAAAAUGCUUGGUGAGAGUAUGAUAGCGACUAAAUUCGAACCACAUGAUAACUGGUUGCCUCCGUGCUAUUACGUUCCCAAGGAACUUGAGCAAGCGCUAAUCGAAUCUGGUGUUCCUUCAACCUUGUGGAAUCAGGCUGAUAUUCCCACUUUGCAAGCUGUAAAUCCCAGUGAGAUAACUCAGCUGGUUAAAGAAACUGAAGAGAAACUUGUUAUCAUGAAAAGCGAAUUGGACAAAAACGAAAGUAGACUGUCAAAUACUUUGGAUAAUCUUCGAUGUUUCAUACCUUACAAUUUAAUUACGCAACACAGUAUCCCAGAUAAAAGUAUCGCGGAUUGCGUGGAGGCUUUAAUAGGAGCAUAUUUAAUUGCAUGCGGGCCCCGUGGCGCGCUUCUCUUUAUGACUUGGCUGGGAAUUCACGUUUUGCCGGCUAAAGAGAUUUGCGUGGUAAGCGAAAAUGAGCCAGAAGAUAGAAUACCUGGUAGUACGCCGUACGUUAAGGAAUUUGAUGAAAGCGACGAGACUACUUGGACUCAAAUGUAUUACGGAAAAUUGGAAGAACCACAAAAUCCGUUACUCAGAUACAUUCCUGAUCCAGAAAACGAAUUGCACAUGAUGCUCGAUGGCUAUGAAGAGUUGGAAAAAAAUAUAGGCUACAAAUUUCGUGAUAGUAGUUAUCUCUUACAAGCAUUUACACACGCUUCUUAUCAGCCGAACAGAUUAACGGAUUGUUAUCAACGUUUGGAAUUUCUCGGUGAUGCUGUGUUAGACUAUUUGAUAACCAGACAUUUAUAUGAGGAUUCCCGACAGCACUCGCCGGGUGCUUUAACAGAUUUAAGAUCCGCUUUAGUUAAUAAUACGAUAUUCGCUUCUUUAGCCGUGAGAUGUGGAUUCCAUAAAUACUUCCGUCAUCUCUCUCCUGGUCUAAGUGUGGUGAUAAAUCGGUUUGUUAGAAUACAGGAAGAAAAUGGACAUUCCAUUAGCGAAGAGUAUUAUUUAAUUGGUGAAGACGAAUGCGAGGAAGCUGAAGACGUAGAAGUACCAAAGGCAUUGGGCGAUGUUUUCGAAUCAUUAGCUGGUGCUAUUUAUUUGGACAGCGGAAUGUCCCUCGAUGCAGUUUGGAGCGUUUAUUACGCGAUAAUGAAAUCGGAAAUUGAACAAUUUAGCACGAAUGUUCCCAAGUCACCAAUCCGCGAGUUAUUAGAAUUAGAACCUGAAACAGCGAAAUUCGGAAGACCCGAGAAACUAGCCGAUGGUCGUAGAGUUCGAGUAACCGUAGAUGUGUUCGGUAAAGGUUCCUUUAAAGGAAUCGGACGAAAUUAUAGAAUCGCAAAAUGUACAGCAGCAAAAUGCGCCUUGAAGAAAUUGAAAAGCAAAAUGCAAAAUUAUUCAAAGCCGAAACUGUGACAAAGUAUGUAGUUAAUAAAAAAAAGGAAUGUAAGAAUAUAUAGAAACUUUUAUUUUAUACAUACUUCAAAAUUGUUGUUUUCAUAAGCAUAUUUAUGCAUUUACAUUUUUUUAUCUGAAUGCAUACUAUAUGUCAGUGCAACAAUAUAAAUGAUCCAGGAAAAAAUCUAGGAAGAUAUAAAUCUUAACGAUCAAACUUUUAUGCGCGAUUAAUCGCGAUUAAUUGCGUUGACAGUUAACAAAUUGAUAUAACAUGAUGUAUGAUGAAUAAAUAAUCGAACUAUAUUUACACGUGACUGAUGUAAAAUAUAAAAGAGAGAUAACAAUGAUAUGAUAACUUAAGAUAGUUUUUUUCAGAACAUUCAGUACUAUACUUUCUUUCUCUUAUCUCUUUGACAAUAACGUUAAUUAAUACAAUACAAUUAUGUUACAGAAAACGUUUUCUUUUUUUACUUAUUUUUCUGAUCUAUUUUUCGUACGUGUGUAACAUGUAAUGUAGCAAAAAAAGAAUAUAUUUUUGUUAUCUUAACAUGUUAGGAUAGAAAAAUUUCUUGAUAAGUAAAUAAACCAUUGUUUAUAUGUCUCAUUUUUCUGAAAUAUUUUACAUAACAUUGUCGUAUCAUUAACUGAAACUUCUAGUCAUAGAUGACUUCUAAUGAAAGUCUUGAUACAUGUGUAAUUGAAAAUUAAUUCAGAGAUGAUUCUAUAUAAGACCUUCGCACAAAAAUAAAAAAAUGGUUUCAUAGUUUUGCGAUCCUUUUUCGAUUGUACAGAGAUUGUUCUCUCUCCCUACGAAAUAAGCAUAUUAUCUAAGAGUAAUCUUGUACCUUUUAUGAGUGUUUCGAGAAUAAAUAAAAUAUUUUGUAA